UUUAAACAUAAAGCUCUCCAUUCCUGUGUUUUUUCCUGUGUAUCUUUGGGAACGCCGGAAAUUGCUGCAAGUUUUUGCACCUUGAACCUGCGCUGUCGCCCGAAGUGCCACUCCAGACUGAGGCCGCCUCAUUCAUUAUCUUACCGUGCACCCGCAGGACAGUACUAAGAACGUUUAUUCGUAAGGCAUGUCUUGGCCACCGAAGUGAAGACUUGUCGACCAAUCUGUUUCCGAUGUUUUGGUUUGCUGACGCGAUCAAUCCAGUGCUCGACAAGUUGAGAGAAUUGAAGACGAAAUACACUUCGAAAGAGCAGAGUCUGCAGACGGAGUACGAAGAGACAGAUCCUCACAGGAUCUUGAGUACCACCCGAGAAUGCGGCAUUUCCUUCGCCUCGGCCUUGAGAUCAGUCAUGGAGGGUAUUCCGAACCUCUCUACUGGGCGAAUGACCUUGGAAAAGGAGCUCAAGGAGUUCCACGAGUAUCACAAGAAGUUGGGCUCGGACCACUUCCAGAUGCUACCCUCAGAGGACUUCAUGGGGCUGGACGACUACAUUGAUUACCUGCAGAAUGACAUCCAGAUCGGCGCUUCUGAUGCCGAGGUCAAUGGUGGUGCUCAAUUCCGUCGAGUCAUGGCUGAGGUCGAGAUUUUCCUGCGAUUCUCCGAGAUCGCCGUAGAGACCAAGAAACGAGAUGUCAUUCAGGCCCUUACGAGUGGACAACAAUUGUCCCAUAGCAACACUUUGGGCCCUUGGGCGCUGAAUAUUUAUGAUACUUUGAGAGUGAAACCUUGGUCAGUACUGCUUUUGACCUUGGGCGAGAAUGCCCUGAUGGCCUCGUUCAUUCGAACAGCUUUGAGACUAGCUUGCUCCAACUGUUGGCUUGCUGCAUUUUGGGGAAGUGUCAACCUCACAAUUGCCCAUGGUUUGGCAGCAGGUGGUGAAGCCUGGCCCUUAACCACCGUCCGGGACCCCACGCAGUUCCUACCGCUUUUGGUGCGGAUCAGCACCUCCGAUAGCAGCGCCUACCAGUCGUUCUCGGAGAACAGCCUGCAGUUGGGCUCCCGUGACGUCAGCGUUCUGCGCUUCGAACCACAGCUCACUGAAUGCAAGGAUGUGGUGGCAGAAUUGCGCAAUCUACCUGCACCAUUAAGCUGUUCCACUUCCAGUGAUGGUGCUUUGCUGAGCCUCACCUUCUACGAGGACUACAAGUUGGCCUCCUCUACGACCUACUUGCUCGUGACGCGCUUGCAACUUCACGGCCCUGGCAGCGACCUGCAGCGGACACUGCUCGCACGGAUCGCUGGAAGCGAAGCACGGGUGAUUGACCAGUUCGGCAUCUUCAUUGAGGCCACAGUGCCGGAGAUGGCAGGACCACGCUUGGGAUACUUUGACAUCGUGGGUAUGCAGCUGGUUCCACUGCAGCAAUUCACGUUGGAGGUGGUUCUGGCUUCUGCUUCCGAUUCAUUUCCAAUCGAUCCUGGUGUUCAGGGGAGCGUCUUGAUCUGGGCGCAGCCUUUGCUUUCGUGGGAUUUCUCCGGACAGUGCAAUGUGGAUGUGAGCGGAGUCAGUGCCGGUGGCACCUGCAGCUUUGUACAUUUUCACACGGCUUCAAGCAUCCAGGCACUGGGCAUCGGCUUCAAUGCCAUCAGCCUCAGACCGACAGAGCAGAUUGGAUCUGCUGCGCUCACCUUUCGUUUCAGCUUGACGGCACCAAGUAGUGGUUCUCUUGGUUGGACCUGGUAUGCUCAAGCCCGGCAAGCUGAACAGCCACGACAAGCUGCCAUGGCAUCCAUGUCAAGCUUGACCAUUCAACCUUCUCCUGAAGCCUCUAUUUCACAGGUCAGUAACAUCGUGGCUGGCAGAGGCAGUACAGUUCUCGUGACGUUUCGAACUGGUGUCACUUUCUCCAAUGGUGGCAUCCGCUUGGAGCUUCCCAAUUACCAACUCCACAGCGUUUCAACGGAUGUCCUGACUUACGGGCGCUCCGCCCAGCCUGGUACCCUCUCGCUGGGGACCAACAGCUUGCGGAUCGCCGUGGUGAAUACGAUCCUAUGGAGCACCGUGACGUAUGCGGUGCUCCUACGGCUUCAGAAUCCCAGGACAGCAAGCCUCCCCAGCACCUGCGCCGAAGGCCUGUACUCCUUAGUCUCAGAUACUUCCUUACUGGCCAGCCUCUCUACCACCAGCUUCGAGACGUCUCCUCCACUGUCUUGGCUGCUCACCAUCGAAGCAGGGAGUCCAGUGGAAAUCACUGGAAGCAGUAGUAUUCAACCCGUUCAAGCAAUUUUUCCUUUGGAUGCACAGAUUUCUGCCUCCAAGUAUGCUGUCAGCGCUCAGAAUGCCUUGGAGAUAUUUUUCAAGCUAUCCAUGGGUGCACUUUCAAGUGAUGCGUCGGUCGCACUUUCUGCGCCCAAAGAGUUUCAAUUCCUUUGCAACUCUUUCGUUGGUCCCAUCACUCUGCAAAGUACUUUCCCUCCGCUGGACGCUUGCGCUUCCAGUGAUGGCUUCCUAUCUUUAUCAUUUUCUGCUGGCUCUUUCCUGGCCGCUGACUCUGUACUGUCUUUUGGCAUUGAUGUCCACAAUCCUGCCUUGGCCGGAGCUAUCAACAUCCAGUCAAGACGAGAACUGUUUCAACUUCAUUCUUUUGUUCCCGGAGAAAACCCCACCGUUUGGGCAUUGCAUCUCCAGACUCGCGGUGUCACCUGCCAAGCAGCAUACUUCGAAGAUGCCUGGUCUGUGUUUCAGCGCGAGAUGCAAGUGCAAUCGCUACACUUGAGCAGCUUUGUGCCUGGGAUGGAGGUUUUCAUGACCCUCCUCUUCAAGUUUCUGGGUCAGGUUCCAGGUGUUGGCAGUGAGCUCCAUUUUGGGAGCCCCACGGGCUUUGAGUUUUUGGCCAACUUCACCACCGAUUCGUCUGCUGUAGGAUCAGACGCAAGCCUGUCCAUCGGCACUCCUGUGGUUGGCAGCAACCUUAAUAGUCUCUCAGUGCCCCUGUUGGGGCCUGGCUUGGCGAAUGUGCUCUAUGGCUUUCGGGGAAAGAUCCGGACUCCUACACUCUCCCCAGACAUUGCAUCCUCGCCAUCCUCCAACCGCUGGAGCGCCUGGGUCAUCGCACCCACCGGCGGACUCGCCGGACGCCUGGAAGCUGGAAGCCUCCUGGGGCCCGAGCUGCAGGUGCUGCGCAGCUGUGAAGUCGCGCCGGCCACACCGGUCUACGCAUGGGACAAUCAGAUCUCAGUGUCCUUCAUGGUCUCACGCAGCAUUUUCUCCAGUGAAACAUCGACAGGGACUGUCAAGAUUCUGGCACCUGAGGGCUUCAGUUUCCCGAGCUCUUGCGUAUUUGAGGCCUCCAGUGCUGGGCUUGAAGCUGCUAGAUGUGAGGGCUCGGCCAACACAGCUUCCUUGACAUUGGCGGUGGGGCGUGCUGUCGCGCGGGGCGAGGCGGUAGAGGUCUUUCUGGAGCUCACGAACCCCGAGGAAGAUCCGGCGGGAAGCCACUGGAACGUGCUGACCUAUCAGGGAGAGAGCAAAUUGGAGGAGUGCGAAGAGAAGGUCCCAAGCUUUUCCUUGGCCCGGCGCUUGGAUCAAGCCUUUAUCGCACGGGGCAGUUUGGGUCAAGACCUACGAGCAGGGCAGUUGAGUGUCUAUCAGUUGGUCUUCACUCACCCAGAGAGAACGGCCAAGGAGGUCACCGACAUCGCCGCGGGCUUUUUCCAGAGAAGCACCAUCAAGCUGACAUUACCAUCAGGAUACAAAGCGCUCCCCAAUUGCUUGAGUGUUGCGAGCGGGGUCGACAGAGCCUUCACAUCUUUGCCUGACAUGUUGAGUUGCAUUGCUUCAGGCCAGCAUGUGGAGAUCCUUCUGCAGGGCCUGGUCGAGCCAGGCAAAGCCUAUUCCUUGAGCAUCACUGUGGCAAAUCCAGGAUCCUUAAGUGAGAUGAGAAAUCAGUGGAAGUUGCAGGUGGAUGGUGCGGCAGUGGCCUUGGAAGGACCAGCCUUGAGAGAGCUCAAAGAUGUGCAAGUGAUGCCUGCAACCUCCCGGGAAAAAAGUUCUGGAUAUUGCAUGAUCUACUUUCGCACUGACGUGGAAGUCCCGGUGAACGGCCAAAUCGAUGUGAAUGUGCCUCCCCCAUUCACUCCUUCUUGCCCUGGAAGCUUGUACGAUGCCAGAGUCACUAUGCUUGGUGGAGAUGUUGUGGCAUCAGCGAGUCCUUGCACAGUGACGUCACCUACAGGAUCAGCCACAAACUUGCCACAUGUUCUAAGCUUCGGCCCAUUGACCAGCAGCCUGCAGAGCAACACCGCGUACUUGUUGACCUUCCGCGUAGCAAAUGGCAAUUUGCAGAUGCAGCAAAGCAACUCUGCCACAUGGUUGGUCUCGACGCUUUUCGCAGGAGAUGUUCUUGAUACUUCGAGGCCACUGCCGUCCUUCAGCAUCCGCCGUGACCUUGGCCACGUGGUCUUUACACCGCCAGAACUGACAUCACCCAGUGGGAGCUUCUAUCCAGUCGAUGUGAAUCUCACACUUUCAGCUACUGUGAAGUCGGGAACAGUGGUGUUCUAUCCGCCGCCCAUGCUCGCCGCGAACUGUCCCACACCUUUCCCGGGUGAAAGGGCAAUUCUUCCCGUCGGUGUCGCUUGCUCUUCAGAAGGGCUGCCGGGCGGUUGGAAAAGUUCGCGAUUGAUCUUAGCGAGCUUCGGAGCACCCUGGUCAGCGAGCCGACCCUACUUUGCUCAACUGCUAGUUCAAGAUGCAGGUUCAGAACUGCCAGAGUAUCGCCGAACCUGGAGUAUUGAAUUGAUUUCCAGCUCCACAGGCUCCACGCACGAGACCAACUCGCAGCUCUCAGGUUUCAUCAUCGCCUCGCGCGCGGUGGAGCAAUGGCCAUGGAGAGGAUGGUUGAGCGGACUUGUGAUUUUCUCGAAAGCUACACAAGGUGCGCGCAGCCAGGUGGAACUUCAAUUUACAACUGCAUCAGCUUUAAUCCUUGGCGAUGAAAUUUGGGUUCGAGCGCCUGCAACGAUAGUGCUGCAUCCAUUCUCCUGCUUUGCCAAUGAGGAAGACGAGGUGGCCGUGCCCAUCCCCUGCGAGGUUGCUGACGAAUGUGUCGGUUUUCCAUCUUGUCAUCGCAGUGGGAUGCGACUGGCAUUGAGCACACCCUUGGCAGCCGGCUCCAAGUUCCAGAUCUAUAUGGAUAUCACACCCCUGGUCGCAACCAACCCAGAGAGCUGGCUGGUCAGCACCUGGAGAAACCUCACUGAGCUGGAUGUGGCACCAGCCUUGGGCUUUGCUGUGUGGCACUGGAUGGAGAUCACAGUGUUCAAGGCUUUGGACCUACAACCAGAGGUGCUCACAACAGUAGAUUUGGAGUGGUGGAUGCUUUCACCUCUACCUGGACCUGGAGGAAGCAUUCAAAUCCAUUCUCCUGGAGACGGACUGGCCAUUUUUGACUUGUCAGUGGCUCUCGGGCGAUUUUCCUUUGGGAACUUGCCCUUUGAAGCUGGAGACCUUGAGAAGGUGGUAGCACAAGCUGCUUUGCUGGAGGUCUUUUUGUGUUGUGACCUGUUUGGAAGGACACCAUACCGCUUUCAAUUUGGAGUGCUGAAUCCCAGUGCUCAAAGCAUGCCUGCCCUUUCGAGUGACCUCGCCUGGAAGAUUUACACCAUGGCAGCUGGAUCACCGUGGCAUUUCGGUGAGGUUGAGGGCUACCGACUCUCUCGGCAGUUCGUCAGAUCCAGCAUUCUCUUGGAGGAUCAGCGACUAGUUGGUGGCGUUGGCGAUGGAUUGGAGGCACGCAAGGUCACCGUGAGCUUCUCUUUGCCCGGCAUUGCACUCCACCGAAGCUCCAUGUUUCGCAUCGUCGCCCCCAGUGGCUGGCAGUUCAUGGAUGAGUGCGAGCCCCAAUUUGGUCCCUUCACCACAGCCUCCAGCUGCACAGCCGAUCGAAAUGAGCUGAGCUUGUUGGUAGUUGGCAGCCUCAACCCUGGUAUUGAAGGGAAGUCCUUUAGCAUCGAAGCCGAGAUCAAACCUCCGGCGGGCACAACAGCCGCCAACGUGUGGUUCUUGAAGGCUUACGGCGCCUCAGGAACUCCCGAGACCCUGGUGGAUUCCAACCGCUACGAGGGAUUCGAGACCUUCGACUUGGAGCCCCGCGUGGCCUCGGAGGUGCUCGGUGACCGGCCUUCCGGAGGGAUUGUGGCACAGGUGACAUUGUCUCCAGAUGCACUUGACUCCAAAAGCGCACGCUGGCGGUUGCCCUCCUUCUACACAGCUGCAGUGCAACUCAUUCUGCCCUCUUUGCCCGCCCGUUUGCUAAACGCGACCCUGCUCAUCUCCAUCGAGUUCCGAUGGGCGCAGCUGCGAUGUUCAAAGCCGCCGCGACAAUUUGAUCCAGGCAGCCUUCCAGCAGGUGUCUUGUGCUAUGAUGAAACAUCGAGGGGAGGCAUUGGUCAGCUCGAAAGCAGGGAAGUACUUAUAGCUUUCGACAACAUCGUGCCUUUGAGAUCGGGUCUUUACGACUUUUCACUGGUUCUCCUCACCCAGUUGAGCUCGCGCAUUGGUGCACGCAGUGCACGUGCCUGGCCCAGAGAGACGGCCUGGUCCAUGAGUUUGGGCUCGGGAAACCUGGAGUUCAGGACCACUGUAGCUUCGGUCGAGGCCUUCGAGGGGCGAGCCUUGCCAUCCAAACUGCUGCGAGAUGUGGGGCUCGCGACCAGCAACACCAAGCGAAGUGAGGAGACGACCAUCGAGCUUUUGCUGUUUUUGGAUUCUGAUUUCGUCUUGCCUUUGUCCUUGGAAAUCGAACCACCUUUCGGCUUCCAACUGGACACCUCUCCGUCGCCGUUGCACCCGGCCUUGGCCGCACGGACGGGGGUGAACCCCUUCCGUUCCGGGCGCCCGGACGUGGCGACGAGAGAGCGAGUCCCAUGCUCGAUGGUGGUGGUUGCGGACACGCUGAAACCGCGGGUGUUUGAGUCCGACCGGGGCGGUGAUCGUGGAGACAUUUGCAGUGCUCAGCUGGCAGGAAAUAUGGGUUCAUCCAUUCUGGCAGUUUGUAUGGAGGAGAGAUACGUUUCAUUGCCAAGCUCCGAGAUGGAUUGCUAUGUCCUCCCCAGCAAAGCCAUCAUUGAGCUGGGCUUCGCCUCCACAGCUCCGACACCCUUGCCGGCGGGGCGCUACUACGUCUCUGUGCGAGGCUACAACCCACCGACGGCGCCUUCGAGCUUGGAGGAGGACUCCCCACGACAUUCCUGGAGGCUUACGAUCUCCAGUCAUGCUCCCAAUCAACUGGCAGGGCUCAAUUUCACUUUCGCACCCUUUGCCUAUGGAAGUGUACCCAAUUUCAUUCUGGAUGACACCUUGGCGGCCGAUACGAUUUGGAGGGGAGCAUCCUGGCCGAGCAAUGACCCGGAGACGCUGUCUGCUGUGCUCACCGACGACCUCUUGAGUCCCAGUCGGGCACGGGGUGUGAGCAUGAGCUCACUGACCUGGAGGGACGUGGUGGUGAAGCUCCUCAGCAACGAGGCUCAUCUCCCCUUGCAACGCCGCGUGCAGUACGUUGGUGAGAGGAUCAAGUGGUUCUUCCAAAUCCAGAAGGACUCAGUCAUUGACUUCAUGAGCAGCUUGGAGGGCAAUCCUUCUGAAAAGAUGUACUCCAGCUUGUUGCCCAAGAACGUAAAGCUCAUCAAGCAGAAUGAGAUGAUCAAGCAUUUGGUCUUCUCGACCUAUGAUCAGGCUUGCCAGCGACAGCUGAACCAGUUCAUCGAGCUCUUUGAUAACAUGCUCACGUCGACCUUCGCAAACCCCUGGGUCUUCCUCAAGGGUGCCACAUACACCGGCUACGAGGAUGGGGACACUGCUUUGCCAUCCUUGGAUGAUACCAAGGACAGGAUCCCCAAGGAGAUCCAGAGCCGAUCCAGCAUCGAGAGUAAGCUCUCGGAGUGGCUGCUGGGCAUUCCAACGGACUCACAUCAGAUCGAUGAAGCUGUGGACAAGGUGCAGAUGCUGGUCCUCAAGACUUACAGUUUCAUUCGCUCCCAGGUUUGCGACCAGGUGGAGCUUUUUGCUGAGUCCUUCUUCAAGCUCCCGAUGCUGCGUCGCCUCGAAGAGGACAUGAACAGGAUCGCUCUUUCGGAUGCUGACAAGGCCAAUUACAAGGCGCGUCGCGACCGACUGGAGGGCGAGGUGGUCAAGGUGAAAGAGAAUCUGAAGGAGGUGGCUGAAUGCACCGAGAGACUUCAGGCCUUCAAGCUCAAGUGCCAAGCACAACGUGCCCGCUGA
Durusdinium trenchii is the source of this 8279-nucleotide messenger RNA. The record is from the annotation of a GenBank genome assembly. NCBI's taxonomy places the organism in Eukaryota, Dinophyceae, Suessiales, Symbiodiniaceae.